UUAACGCCGUUUUUCUGCUCUGUAGACGACUUCAAACCGGCGUCCGUCGAGGAGUGCAAAGAAACCUACGUGGAAUUUGCGGAAAACAACGAGGUGGCGGUGACGAUACCGAAGUUUGACGAUGCUACUAUCUAUCGCGGUAACCGGCGCACGUAUCAAAAGGAGUGCCUGCUAAUUUACAACCACGAAACAAACGAAUGGACGUUGCAACAACUGACCUACAACGUACACCAAACUUCCUCAGGUAUUCUUGUCAUCGAUCUAAAGAUCUUUCUACUUCCCUUUUACUCUCUCCGAACCGAAGGAAAUGCCUCUAUGGCUCAACCAUGGUCGGUUCUUCUUGCAACAUGUCUUGCCCAUUGCUACUUUAACUUCUUCACUCAGGCAGUGACACGACAAACUGUUGCAUAUGUUAUUAUCCAUUCAUUCCUUGUCCCAUCUUUACUUGUUAUUUCCUACACACAUCCUUCCGUAGUGGAUGUGCAGUUUUUGAACAACUUUCAGGCUUAG
Soboliphyme baturini is the source of this 510-nucleotide messenger RNA. The record is from the annotation of a GenBank genome assembly. NCBI's taxonomy places the organism in Eukaryota, Metazoa, Nematoda, Enoplea, Dioctophymatida, Soboliphymatidae.